Molecule: messenger RNA, 6690 nt
Organism: Cephus cinctus (wheat stem sawfly)
Lineage: Eukaryota; Metazoa; Arthropoda; Insecta; Hymenoptera; Cephidae
Product: gamma-1-syntrophin
Exons: 5
Coding region: 392-1108 (238 amino acids)
Cellular component (GO): intracellular anatomical structure; dystrophin-associated glycoprotein complex
Molecular function (GO): structural molecule activity
Source: RefSeq, a predicted model, not a curated record
CAUUAGAUUACAAUUUUUUGAUGUAGAACAUGCAAUAUUGUAUUUUAUAAGCAUUUUCAACAUUUAUUCCUGUUAUACGUGCAUACGCGUAUAUUUCAUCUAGUUCCAUUACGUUUAGUAAAUUAUUUUUUUGUUUUGACAUUUUAAAACAAGAGUAGAGCGCGGUAUAAAGGUCUUUAUGAUACCCACUGCAUAAGAUAUGUUUGGCAUAUUUUUGCACAUUACGUGAUGAAGUUCCAUUUUUAUCAAAAUUUGUUCUUACACUUCACAUAGUAAAUGUUAAAAAACUUAUUUUUAGAUUUUAAUACUAAUUUUAUAAUUGUAUGUUAUUUACAUAUGUCCACUGCAAAUCAUUGAAGUUUCAUCAAAAUCGAAAUAGAGAGGAAUGUGAAUGUCAUAUAUUCUUUUAUCAAUGAAGCUGUAUAACAGAAAUUUCGAAGGAGGCGAACGCAUAGAAUAUAUGGGGUGGGUAAACGAAGCAGUAAGCAAUAGCAACCAACCAUGGCAGAGCUACAGACCCAGGUUCCUGGCUCUCAAAGGCCCUGAUCUGUUGUUAUUUGAAACUCCACCGUGUAAUAUCGGCGACUGGUCUCGAUGCGCAUUAACGUUCAAAGUUUAUCAGACGAUGUUUCGCGUAAUGAAGGAAUCUGAGAACGUGGAUGAGAGACAGCACUGUUUUUUGGCUCAGAGUCCAGGCAAACCACCACGAUAUCUGAGCGUUGAAACAAGGCAGGAACUUCUGAGGGUGGAAGCUGCUUGGCACACUGCUGUUUGUUCAGCAGUCACACAUCUUAAAAGUAAAACGUUUCCAGUGACGUAUAAUGGUAGAAUUGCCAGAUUAACAUUGGAAUGGACUCAAGGAUUUACCCUAUCUUUGGACGGCGUAGGAGAAAUCAUUUGGAGAUAUAAGUUUUCUCAAUUGCGAGGUUCUAGCGACGACGGAAAAAGCAAAUUAAAACUGCACUUCCAAGAACCCGACAGCAUUGCCAUUGAAACAAAGGAAUUGGAAUGUUCGCAGUUACAAAAUUUGUUAUUCUGUAUGCACGCCUUUUUGACGGCGAAAGUGGCAGCAGUUGAUCCUACUUUUUUAACUUCUACAACUCCUUGAAUGUUUGGAUGAUAUUCAUUUUGGAAUAUUCUUUAAGACUUCUCAUCGAAUGGAUACCAACGUUUCCUUUUUCGUGCUUAAGACGUUAAGCGCCAGGCCGAUUUUGGUCAACUAUUCGUUCAGCGGCGUGUUAGCAUACAAAAUAUAAACAAGAGAUAAGGAGAUGCAGGGUAAAAGAAUGCUUAAAUUUGAUUCGUGGGUCCUCAAAGACCAGCACCGCCUAAAUGAAAAGUCUAGCGUCGCCCCGCACAGGCCGGCUUGGCCUAAACGAAAAGUACAGUGUCGGUCCGCAGGGACCGGCGUGCCGCUUAACGUAUUAAUCAGUGAGUAUUAGAGUGUGAAUUCUGUUUUCAACGUGAAAUCUAGCAUGACGAUAGUGACAAUGACGAAAACGAAUACGAUAAGUACCUAUAGCUAGUCAGUUCUCCAAAAAUUAUUUGAUGGUUUUUGUUAAAUUCGUUAUAUUCAUAGAUUUAAUCUUGUAUUCCUUUUUUAUAACCGCUAAGAUAAAAGUAAGGUAAAGCGUCCAGUUAGUGAUACUGUUCCAGAUUGUGAUCCCGAUAGCAUAAUUUUGACUCCCAUAAAUAGAGUUUUUGUCGAAUAGUAAUUCAAUUACCGGCUAAUUAAAAAGUGUUUUUCACUUUAUAUUAUUGGAGAGACACACUUUUUUAAAUGAAAUAUUUUAGAAUAGAAAUUGACCAGUGAAUAGUGCGACACGCGUCUCAGUGGCCCCGCAGUGGCAGUGCUAGACGGUGGCAGUAGUUGCGACGAGCGACGUCGUUGUGAAUUUUGUUCGUCAUGUAAGUAUAAAACGACAUAAUAAUGGUGUCAAUAUCUUCAGCAGGAACCAGACUAUCGAUGAGAUAGGAAAUUAUUUAACUUUUGGUUAGAUAUUUAUUCAAAUUCGCGGGAUCGAUAAGUGCGUCACAUAAUUCAGGUUGUGUUGCUGUGUUGUUGACAUUCGUUUGUAUGGGGAAAUUCGGAAGCGUCAGAAAGUGGGUACUCGCAGGUGUCAUAAAUUGCUCAAAUGGGGUCACAAAUCGGGUACACGCAGGGAUCACAAACUACGACAUGGGUGUUUAUCGAAUGUUAGAAACUCCGGUAGCAGAGAAGCGCUAUUAAAACAAUCAUUUUAAUAAUAAACAAUUGUUUCACUUGUGUAAUAGGUGAAUCUCAUUCGGAAAGCUUUAACGCACGUGUUCAAACCUUUAGUUUUCAGUUUGGCUAUAUCACGCAGGAGUAAAUAGCAAAAAUCCAACACGAUCGCUUUUAAAGUAUCACUAACUGGGCCGUUUACUGUAUUAAGGUGUUUAUUUAGAACCUCUCUUUAACACGUUUGGUGCGGCCUGUACCACUGAUGGUACAUGCCAUACUUAAAAAUGACCGGGUCUAACAACGCGCUGCAACGAAUUUGUUAAGGGGAAGCCAUACUGUUCUUCUACGUGUAGAUAAUUCAUAUAAAGAAUGGUUUUAAGUAAGGAAACUUCGCGUUCCAAAAUCGACUCACAAAAAGCACUGUGACUAGAUGUAGAAACACAAUCAGGCGUUCGAUGAAAUCUCUGUCUGUGAAGCAAUUUUUCAAUUAUUCUCUAAAAAAAUUAAUAAAACAGAAAUAAAAAAUAAAAACUAUUGAUACUGUCAGGUUGGUGAAAGUGUCGUAGCCGCCGUCCAGGCCUUUGUCAAUCAUUAUGUAUUGCUUGUCACACUGCGUCACGAAACUAUAGAAGGUUAUCGAAAGAAGGCUUCACAGGGUCUGAAAAAUAUAUACGGCGUCUCACUUAACUUAACCAAUUAAAAUAUCAUGGUUGCCUUUGAUGAUACGGGAAAAAUGUUUAGAGAAAAGUUAUUCGGUACAAAGGGACAAAUAUUCUGACUAGCAUACAUUUUUUCUAGUUAAUUUUUGUUCGAGAUUUCAAAGUCAUUGAUAUUUUUUAAAUAGGUGGACAUAUUUUUAAUACGAUACUCGUGUAGUUCAUAUCAAAAAAAUUCAACGAUAUGCAAUGUGUUGAUCUUUACGUGAUCUUGAAUGAGAAAAUCAUGUUUGUAUGGAGAGAAGGUGAAUGUAAAAUUGAUGUUUCAAUGCAACAUAUUUCUUUCAGAAGCUGUUCAAAACAUACACCAUUAACCUCAGUACAAUUUUGGAGACGGUAAAUUAAUUAUUUUUCUACAUUUUCAAGUAAUUCUGUAGUAAUGGUGUUACAUGCAUAUUGACAUUGAAAUACAUAAUUUACCGUUCUAGAACAAGUAUUGAAUUUAAUGGCAAACAUUUUGUAAUUUUCUCGUUCACGGUCCCGUGAAGGGCAACACAUUGCACAUAGUUGAAUUCUUUUUAUUAUGAGCUACAAGACUGUCGUAAUAAAAAUAUAUCGACCCAUUUAAAAAACAUCGAUGACCUUGAAAUAUUGAAAUAAUUAACUAAUAAAAAAUCUUUGGUAAUCAGAGUAUUUUCCCCUUUGUACCGAAUAACUUUUCCCUAAACAUUUUUCUCAUAUCUUCAAACGCGACCAUGAUAUUUGAAGUGGUCAAGUUAGGUGAGACACCCUGUAUAUCAGUAACAUACCAUAUCAGUGCAAAUAUUCAACAGAAAUAUUUUUGGGUGCGAGUAAAUCGAGCUGUCAAUCAGCAAACUUUCCUCGCCUAGAAAUGAAGUCUUUUGCCGUAGGGAAUGCUAGUAGUAUUCUGUGAUGUUACAACUAGUCCUAACGUGCGUGGGUCAUGGUCAGUUAUAUUCAUUCUUUAUAAGCUGUCUAUAGUAGUUGGCAUUUAUACAUAAUAGUAUAAUUUCUGUAUUACAGAUCUGGCUGUUUCAUUCCCAGUAAACGUAUUGUUUAACUUCUGGCGACAGUUGUCGGUAUCGUUAAAUAAGGAUAACUGCAUUUUAUCCAAUAGCAACAUCUUCUUUCUUAUAGAUGUAAUUGGCGAGUGGAUAAAAUCGUUUUCAAUAUGUAACGAUGUCAAAACAACUGUCGCCACAAGUUAGAAGAUAGGGCUAUUUGAUCACAACGUUGACUGUUGUAGGGCUAACGCAGAUUCCAUGCUCGAAGACGAAUAAUAUAAACGAAAUUUAUUCACCUCCGCAUAAUUUGUAAUCGAGCACUACAGAGGCGCGGAGUCCUGCAAUAGCUCUACAGUCUACGACAGCUUGCAAGAGUAUUACCAGCUAUCUCGUGCAUGUUUUCACGCUUUGCCAUAACUGAUGGCAGCACCAUUAUGUAGAAGUUCGCCGAGCACUGCGGUUUCCCCUUAAUGAUUUUUGCAAUGAACUACUUAGUUUACUUCAACAACAUGUAUAUUACGAUAUCUUUCAAUGAUGCUAUAGUAUUAUAUCAUAUCAACGAUAGUAUAUCAUGUUUAUGACAGUCGGAUAAAGUUGUCGGGCGUUAGUAACAUGCGUGGAUUCACACAUGCGUGCUAUUUUCCUUCUAUAUAUAACAGCCCCGGCGCGCAUUUAUUAAUAUAUGUUGAAUUAGACCAUGUAUGAUUAUAGAACACAUUAUAUAAUACGUGCACUAGAAAGCAGCUAAAAAAUUCUAAAUGAAAUUGUAAAUAAUUGUUGACAUAUGUGCGAAAUUUAUGUGCUUCAAGUUAUGGUUCUUAUGACGUUAUGUUAACAUUUUUUGUACAUUUUUUUAUUACGUGCCGAAUGUUUGAUAAUAGGUGAGCUUGAACAAAUUAUCGGAGUGUUAGUAUUAUAAUGCUUAUUGUACAAUGGAUUGGGUUCUGAUUUAAGAUGUACGAUUACUAAAUGCGUUUAUCUAUAUUACAAUUCACACUACAGAUGUUUCAUUUUUCCCGAUAUUAAGAGGUAGGUUUGCUAUAGUUGUUGCUGAUAUUGAUAUUUUGAGAAUUAAAUUUAUGUCAGAACAUAAUGCUUGUAUUUUACAGCAUAUUGUAGUCAAGUGGACACGGCUCGAGAUUCAAAUUUCAUAAUUUUACUCUAAGCAACGUACAUUUUGGGUGUUUAUCUUUUACCGACAUAUUUUGACACACUCUUGUUUCAUAUACGGCUUUGAAAGAUGCUUAGAGUCUGAUUUAUGACAUUUGAGCUUGAGGUUCCUUGUACAUUUGGUGCGCAAAGUCCAUAAGCCAUAAAUAAAACAGUGUGUUAUGUGUGUCGGUAAAAAAAAAACACCGUUUGUGUUAUCCCAACAUUGCAGUUAAUAUUAACAGAACUAUCAGCUAGUUUGUUAUGGUCCUGUGAUAAUACAACAGAUUUGAGGGAUAGUCGUCCAGAUCAUUAUCAUCGUAUAUAUCAGGUUAUUUAGGACAAAAAACAAAUGGAGUUACCCCGUCCUUUUGAUUUUAAUGGUAGAGAACCCCGGUGGUAUAUAUAGAUCUGGAAGCUCUGCUGGUGGAAGAAGGGUUCACUAGCGUUACCAGUUUCUGUAUUUUACUCCUUUCCCGUGUGAAUCGGGACGAUCUAGGGGUAUUUUUUUAAAGUUUUGAAAGGAGUUUAUUUAUUUUAAAAGCCAACCUUUAUCUUGUGUUACGUGUCGUUUACGUUUGCGCUCACAGUUGUACCAGUUAUACAUCGUUUGUGCGUGAUAAACUCUUAAUGUAGUAAGAAGCUUGUAAAAAAAUGGGGAAAUUCUGUGCUUCGGUUUGAACGAUGACGAGUAUUGGUUCUAGACUGAAAAAGAUAUUUUAAAGGAUGCCAUUUUUAAAAAGUAUUAAUUGAUCUCAAAUUCAUGUAAAGGAAUAAGACAACUACUCUACUCGAAAAAAAUGUGGAAAAAAGGUAAUUUUUUGUACGAUUUAUGAUUUCUUGUCUUCGUCUCGUAAAUUGAGUGCGCGUGCAUUCUCUAUUGACUUAUAGAUCGCAAUGACCCUUACGGCGUAGUAGGAACCACAAAAACGGGUAACGUUAGUGGUGCCAUCCCCGCCAUCAAAACUCGGCCAAGCUUCCAGACUUGUAUGUACGACCGUGGGUAGAACUAACUUCAGUCAGUGCGUUGUUUUGAAUAUUCCUAGUAUUUAAUGAAUUGCCUUUUUGUUUCAUAGCGCAAACACUACCAGUAUCCGAAACGUUGACAUAACUGCAUUUGAAAAAUACCCCCACAUGACGAUUUUUGUUAAAAGUGAGACUGUUCAAUGUCAGUAUGUAUGCUUGAUUUCAUUUAAGAAUCCAAUAUACAUAUAAACUUUCUUUUUCGCCUAUUAAUUUUUCACGUGAAUGACUCUGUUAGGGAGAUUUUGCAUCACUAGUGCAAGUGAACAAAAUUUUAUUUGCUGCCGCCCUUACCAUACUUACUUAUGGUCACAUGUAACUUUAAUGUGUAGCAGAAAAUAUUUGUGUUCAUAUACUGCAAGAUCGUAAGAAUGUUUGACUAUGCCUUUGGUAAUAUGAUGCGAUGUACUAGCAUAUAUUUUCAAACGUGCUGUUGAGGGAAACGAGUGCAUUUAGUUUCUUAAAUCCAUGAUAUUUCAUAGAGUGUUUCCUUACAAAAAUUAUUUGUAAAAUUGGUAUUUUGUUUUCUUUUGUCAUUUAUUGUAAGUAUUUGGUUUAGUAAUUGUUAUGUUUGUUACGUGUAUUGGUAAGUGCGUUCUGGUUAUAGUUUUGUGUAAAAUAAGAAUAAUUUGAA